GAGAUCCGCGGACAGCUCAAUAUUUUGCUGAAACUCUUCUCAGAUCAUGGCUGGUGGGUAAUCAUCCUACUUGAUGGUCUUGAACGGCUGAAUGAUGUUAAUAGCACGAACAUCAGUGGAUACUGCGGUCGGCCCAGCGAAUUCUUAGAGCGCCAAUUGCCUUGUUCGAAUCUACCGCGACAUAUUCGCGUGGUAGCUACUCUACAAAUAUCUGCCUCCAUUGCUGCCUGGGCUCCAUCACUUGCGUCGAUCAACCUUGGUUCCAUAUCCUCAGAUGAGCCGAUCACUUGGCUCAAGAUCCCUCCACUUCACAGCAUUGACGAAUGUUGUUGUAUGCUAGAGACAUUUUUGGCCGCUAAGCAACGCCUUUUGCAACCUACGCAAUGGUGGCUGGUACGCAGGGCCUUUCAGAACUGCAAAUUGCCACUCUACGUUAGGCUGAUAGCCAAAAAGGUAGGCUUGCGAUUACCUUCACUGUUAUAUUUUGAUCACUUUUACAACAACACAUAG
Molecule: messenger RNA, 510 nt
Organism: Protopolystoma xenopodis
Lineage: Eukaryota; Metazoa; Platyhelminthes; Monogenea; Polystomatidea; Polystomatidae
Source: the annotation of a GenBank genome assembly